This is a messenger RNA of Baudoinia panamericana UAMH 10762, 1155 nucleotides long. RefSeq lists its product as uncharacterized. The annotation marks the transcript as partial. Gene Ontology annotation, molecular function: protein kinase activity; ATP binding. Lineage: Eukaryota; Fungi; Ascomycota; Dothideomycetes; Mycosphaerellales; Teratosphaeriaceae. The transcript has a single exon. The record is from RefSeq and is a predicted model, not a curated record. Gene Ontology annotation, biological process: protein phosphorylation.
AUGGAUGCCUCAAGGUUGGCUCCGGGGCCUUUCGAUAGCCCGAACAAGCAGAUGCAGAUUCAAGAUGCCCGUGACAUGUACCGCAAUGUCGUGCGCAAUGCAGAGCGGUCCGGCUCGGAAGUGCCACCGUACGACUUCAUCGAACUUAUCGGUAAAGGCGGCUAUGGCCGGGUUUACAAGUGUCGGAAGCGUGCCACGGGCGAACUCGUUGCUGUCAAAAUUCUUAAUAUCGAUGACGCUGACUUCAAGGAGCAUGUGCUCGACAAGGACAACACUAUCAGUAGCUUUCAGAAGGAGGUUGCCACCCUGCAGCAGCUGAAAGACAGCAAAGCGAAGAACAUCAACAUGAUCCACGAAGCUUUUGAUAUGCACAACCAGCUGUGGAUCGUCAGCGACUACUGUACUGGUGGCAGUUUGCGUACGCUGAUGCGAGCCAACACACGAAGAGGAUUCGAGGAACACUUCAUCAUACCGAUUGCGAGGGAACUUAUUAUUGCCGUGAAAAGUGUGCACGACAUGGGUAUCAUACAUCGGGACAUAAAGUGCGCCAACGUCUACGUGAACGAAGAAGGCCACAUCCAGCUGGGCGACUUUGGUAUUGUUGGCAUGCUGGACGAUGGCUCUGCGAAGCGCCGGACAAUUGUGGGAACACCGCAUUAUCUCCCGUUUGAGAUGCAUACAGCGACCGGACUUUUUACCGACGAAGCGUACGGCACCGAUCUGGAUAUCUGGUCGUACGGCAUCACCGUAUAUGAGAUGGCGACAGGUCAGCCUCCAUAUACAAAUGUCCCUCAGCAGCGGCUGGCAGAAGUCACGCAUGAGCCGCCUAGACUCGAAGGCGAUCAAUACUCUGCGGGUCUGAAAGAUUUCGUGGCCUUCUGCUUGAACCGUGACGCGAAAGCACGACCUUCGGCCGAGCAAGUGCUUCAACACCCUUAUAUUGCCAACACUGAGGCGCAAUACCCUAGCAAGAGCCUCAGACACCUAAUCGAGCGAUAUGCCAUGUGGGAGCAUGGUGGAGGCCAAAGGCAGUCGCUGUUUUUCGCUGGCGGUGCAGCUCCUCCCGUCAUUCACGAUGAAUCGACCAACGGUGAUGCGAACGACACUCAAGAAUGGAACUUCAGCACAUCGGACAGCUUCAACGCGGACUUCAGU